AUGACCAGCACUCCAACAAAAGCAGAGACACCUGCGCCACAGCCGACCCCAGUCACUGCUGAGGAAGAAGAUGCUAUCAUUCACUCUCGUAUUACCAACGACGAACGCACUCUGAAGCGUGUAAUCAAAAAGUUCCACACCUAUUCCUCCGUCGCACACACUCCCAUUGUGCCUCUCGCGUCAACAUCAUCUAUAACCAUAGAAGAUGCACGAGAAGCAUUUCUUGUCGAGUUAGCAUCGUUCAGCUUGCAGUUGAAGAAGGCGGUUAUGGUCUGCGAGGCAGAGGCGAGGCAAGUGGACGUGUACCACCGAGAACGACAGCGAAUAGAGGAUGAGAGAGGUUCUCUUGUUGGCCAAAUCGAGCAGUUGAAGACGUCUCUUGAGCAUGCUCAAAUGGAACGAAGACAAAAGAUAGAGUAUGACCUGGUGGCGGAGAAGAUCAACACAUUACCUAGUCGACAGGAGCUCGGGCGCUCAAUACUUCUUCUCGAAAAUGACAUGGCUGCCAUCCGUGCGGAACAUGACACCCAGACGCGACUCAUACAUUCCCAAAAAUCAGCCCUCAUGUCCAUCAUUGGUGACCUAGGCUCCCUUCGCCUCAUGGGCAAGGAAACCGACACGCCUCGAGAAACCUCCCCUGUCCUAGAUCUUACACAAAGCGAGACGGACGUUGGCCUACCACCAUCGCCAACACCCGCAUCUACGUCUCUUGUGAUCGAUCCUUUCCUUGACAAGGAGGAAGGGGAAGAGAAGGAGGAGAAGGAGGAGGGCGAGGAGGAUGAUGACCAGCUUUCGUCGGACGAUGUCCCGCUUAGUGCUCUGGAUAAUCCCGCCUUCAACAGGGCAAAAUCCAUUAUUCUAUCCCGGCACGGGUCUCCCGCAGUACAAGCACUUUUUAGAGCUCAAUCUUCCGCAUCUGUUCUUUCGAGUGGAAGGGUCCAUGCGAAAGCCCUCGCGGACGACGAUAUUGAGAUGGGUGAGCUCGCGGAGGAACCGGUGAAGGCGAAGCAGAAGAAGGUCAGGGAGGAGGAACUUGAAGAGGGAGAAGCCAGUGACGAGAGCAGCGCUCUGUCAGAGUUGCCCGAUGAUAUCUGA
This is a messenger RNA of Stereum hirsutum FP-91666 SS1, 1095 nucleotides long. RefSeq lists its product as uncharacterized. Gene Ontology annotation, biological process: mRNA processing. The transcript has 4 exons. Gene Ontology annotation, cellular component: THO complex part of transcription export complex. Bases 1 to 1095 code for a protein of 364 amino acids. The record is from RefSeq and is a predicted model, not a curated record. Lineage: Eukaryota; Fungi; Basidiomycota; Agaricomycetes; Russulales; Stereaceae.